GUGGACUUUUCAUGAGGAACACUGUUCAGGAGCACAGUGCGUUUCGAUUUGCUGUGCAGUUAUACAACACAAACCAAAAUACCACAGAAAAGCCCUUCCAUUUGAACUAUCAUGUAGAUCACUUGGACUCUUCCAACAGUUUUUCAGUGACAAAUGCUUUCUGUUCACAGUUUUCCAGAGGAGUUUAUGCCAUCUUUGGAUUCUAUGACCAGAUGUCAAUGAACACACUGACAUCAUUUUGUGGAGCCCUUCACACAUCCUUCGUCACACCCAGCUUCCCAACAGAUGCAGAUGUGCAGUUUGUCAUCCAGAUGCGGCCAGCAUUAAAAGGAGCCAUCUUGAGUCUCUUGACUCAUUAUAAGUGGGAAAAAUUUGUGUACCUCUAUGACACAGAACGGG
Molecule: messenger RNA, 399 nt
Organism: Fulmarus glacialis (Northern fulmar)
Lineage: Eukaryota; Metazoa; Chordata; Aves; Procellariiformes; Procellariidae
Product: glutamate receptor 3-like
Exons: 2
Source: RefSeq, a predicted model, not a curated record